Messenger RNA from Neoarthrinium moseri, 1851 nucleotides. RefSeq lists its product as uncharacterized. NCBI's taxonomy places the organism in Eukaryota, Fungi, Ascomycota, Sordariomycetes, Amphisphaeriales, Apiosporaceae. The transcript has 2 exons. Bases 1 to 1851 code for a protein of 616 amino acids. The record is from RefSeq and is a predicted model, not a curated record.
AUGAAUGGAAGUGAGAUGCCAGCAAAGACGGAGGGCAUGAGUGCGCCGACGGGCUUAUGGACAACGCCGACAUCUCAAGGAAUGCGACCGCGGCCGGCCACUAUUCAUGAAGGCUUCUCGUACUGCGUCGGAGAGGAAUAUGGCACAUUGCCUACUUGGGACUCCGGCGCGCUGACGAUGCAAAACACUCCAAGCGACACCAUGUCUCGGCCUGUCUCGAUGCAUCAAGACUUCUAUCCUGUCACCACUAUGGAAAGCAGUGAGUCGUUCUGGAGCAUGGCUGGCACAGUGCUGACCUCCGAGGCAGACCCGUGGGGAAUGAAGCCAUGCGAGGAUAACCUGGAGGCACAUGGACUGGAUACAGAGAUGCACAUCGGCCAGGCUUUGACGACAGAUGAAGCCAUCCCCAUCCUGGAUCUACGAUACGCAACGCACGGGAUGGAGAACGAAGGUGGACUAAACUUCGAGGGUGGCCUCACUCACCGUCGCAUGUCUGGAUCAUCCUUCACCAUGUCGACUUCUGGCAACCUUUCUGAUAUGCCUUCCUAUGAGGAGUUCUCUGCCGCAAUGUCUGAAGCACCCUCUUUCACCUCGGAUUACCCGCCUACGUCUAACAGGAACUCAAUGAUGUCCUCCACCCAGCUAUCGCCAGUUGCGUCUCCGCGGAUGACGCCUCAGAGCCGCUCUGAGUUGGUUCGCACCCAAAGUCGAGGCCGUGGGGCAUCGCCUUCUCCUCGCCCUGGAAUGCGAUCAGCGCCAUACAAUGUUGACAGCAGCGCAAGGAACAAGAGAUGGUCUACAGGUUCAUACGGCACGACACCCAACCGCAGACCAUCACCCUUCGUCUACCACCACACUCAUGACCCCUUUGGCGCCCGAAUGACAUCUAGGCACUCAUCGCCGACUAUGCCCAAUAACCCGUUGCCUCUCAAUUUCGGUAACCUUCAGGCAGUACAGCAGCAUCCAUUCUUAGUCUCACACCCUCCAGCAUUCCGAAACAGUAUGCUAUUGCCGUCGCAAUUGCCUUCGCAAUUGCCAUCACAAGGAUUCCAUCCGGAGAUGCACCAUUUUGAGAACCCGCCCCCGUUGAUGUCACACGGGCUAUUCAGAAUGCUUCAGAGCAAUGCCGACCCGCACUCCUUACAUGGUCAUUACACGGAUCUUUCCGACCCACCGGAUCUGUAUGCGGCUCUUCAUGAGGAGCAAAUACCACCCCCUCCGGAGGACAUGAACCCCGAAGACCCGGAUAUGGUGCCCCAUGAACAAGAAUUGCGUUUCGAUGGAGACCUAUACACACCCAGGUGGGUUCGCGGCCAUGGCAACAAGAGAGAAGGGUGGUGUGGAAUCUGCAAACCGGGCCGGUGGCUUGUUUUGAAAAAUUCGGCCUUCUGGUACGACAAGAGUUUCACCCAUGGCAUCAGUGCGGCCACCGGCAACCCCUUCCAAGAACCUCAAGAAACGAGACGCAUGGAUGGAAACCCAGAUGUUUGGGAAGGCCUCUGCGGGAGCUGCAAUGACUGGAUCGCGCUAGUAAGCAGCAAGAAAAAGGGGACCACUUGGUUCAGACACGCGUACAAGUGCCACACACAUCCCAAGAUCAAGGAUGCGCCCAAAAGACGUCGCGAGAGCAGCCACUCGAGGGCUCUAGCAGCGUCCCAGAUGGCAAGGCCCAAGGUUGAGGUGCAACAACCCGUAACUCCAGAGAUAACACCAACGGAGACGGUACAAAUGGCAACAACGCCAACCCCAAUGCCUGUGCCCUCCUUGGCAACGCCGCAACCGCUGCAAACACAGCAGUCAUCCCCAAUGAAGGUCGGCACCCCUCUGGAUGGUCUUACCAACAUGAUCUAG